Lineus longissimus is the source of this 1984-nucleotide messenger RNA. Its product is annotated as tauropine dehydrogenase-like. The transcript has 3 exons. The record is from RefSeq and is a predicted model, not a curated record. Gene Ontology annotation, molecular function: oxidoreductase activity. The coding region runs from base 204 to 1463 and encodes 419 amino acids. Lineage: Eukaryota; Metazoa; Nemertea; Pilidiophora; Heteronemertea; Lineidae.
CGGAUAGCUGGCGCAUCGAGCUGCUGAUUGACGUAGCAUCGAUGAUGACGCACUCGAAGGUCGUUGCGCGCCGCCAGAGGACGAAGGAUAGCGUACCGUUACUUCUGUGUUAGAUAAUCAUCCCACCUUGGAGGCGGAAUACUACCUGGAGGGAAUCACAUCCACGCUCAAGGAGAAGGAGGAACAAGCUAGGAGGUACAGAAAUGGCAGGGGUCAAAUGUAAACCAAUCAGGACCAAGAUUGACGACAAACUGACAGUCUGUAUAUGCGGCGGAGGAAAUGGAGCUCAUAUAUUGGCGGGGUUGGCUGCUUCCCGUCCUGGGGUCGAAACUCGGGUCCUGACCCUGUUCGCAGACGAGGCGGAGAGAUGGACAGGGGCCAUGGAAGGUGGGACAUUCUGCGUCGAUAUCAUUGGCGGAGGAGCAAGAGGAGAAGACGUCGCAAUUCAUGUCGAUCCAUUCAAAGUUUCCAAAGACCCGAAACUUGUCAUCCCAGGGGCUCAUAUUAUUGUUUUCGUGGUACCGUCAUUUGCCCAUGAGCAGUAUUUCGAGGCAAUUGCGCCCUUCGUGUGCCCUCAGAGCGUGAUUAUAGGCCUGCCCGGCGGCAACGGAUUCGAGUUCCAGCUGCGCGGGAUCUUGAAGGAGAAGGCGGACCUGUGCACGGUGAUGGUGUUCGAGUCCCUUCCCUGGGCUUGCAGGAUCAAGGAAUUCGGCAAGGUCGUAGAACUCCUGGCGACAAAGGAAAGCCUCGAUGGCGCCCUCCAGCGGCCUAAUACCGGUGCGAUCCACCACAACCACCUGGCCUCGUUUCAAUACAUGUUGGGGGAUUUACCAAGGUUACAAAUCAAAGGACACCUUCUCGGGAUUACUUUAAUGUCGCCUAACUGCAUCGUACAUCCAAUCAUAAUGUAUGGAGAGUGGGUGAACUGGGACGGUCAGCCGAGAGAGACGGCGCCAUUGUUUUAUUGGGGCGUAACCCAGGAGACUGGUGACCUCAUGUCCAACUGCAGCCAAGAGAUCUUGGCCAUCAGUCAAAAGAUCAUGGACCUCGUCCCUGGGGUCAAUCUCACCAAUGUGAAGCAUAUCUACGACUGGUUUAUCAUCAUCUAUGGGAGCGAGAUUUCGGAUAAGACGAGCCUUGCGACUGUUUUGAGGACGAACAAGGGUUACAACGGAUUGACGCAUCCUUGCGUCAAGACAGAUGACGGAAAGUUCCUACCAAACUUCAAGUAUCGCUACAUGACAGAAGACAUCUCGUUCGGAUUAGCAGUCGUCAAGGGAAUAGCCGACAUUCUCGGUGUAGACACGCCCUCUAUUGAUAAAGUUCUGUACUGGGCCCAGGGUAUCCUGAACAAGGAGUAUGUCGUGAACGGGAGGCUCGUGGGAAAUGAUGUCGGCGAGACCAGGGCACCGCAGCGAUACGGAUUGAUAACACUGAAGGAUAUAUUGAAUCAGGAGGUCUAAUAUAUAUUUGGACUUAAAGGACAUAACAAGUGAAAGGUGUACCCUGCUUUUAAUACCAGAUACUUGACGAAUUUUUCAGCGGUUUUUAGCCUAUAGAUGAAGUUAUGUAACCAUGGUGUUUUUGUUGAUAGAUAUUAUGAAAAGAUCAAAACCGUUGGAGUUUCCCGGAACGAAACAAAAGUAAAGCGUUUAGGAAAAAACACCUUCAUGGCUCAUGAAUAAUGAUUUCACGAAAACUUAAUACAUAUACAUGAGGUGUGUCUAGUUUAGUUUAGUUUUGUUUCGCUUCACUUCGUUCCGGAAACUACCAAUAACCGUCGUCGCAAUAAAUUUAACUAGAUGACUUACACUACUAUGAGAACGACCAUUAAACUUACAUAAAAGUACAUAGAAGAGAACGCCGGUGUUAACUCCGGAGAGAGUAGACAUCGUUUACCAUAAAUUGUAUUAAAAACAAGCUUCUGACUAGAUUUGUCUUAGGUGGCUAAAAACUAUGAAGGCAAUAAAAGUUCAUAUAGGUC